UAAGCUCCCUGCACCUUGUCGGUAUAAAAUCAUAGCGUUCAAUUUCGUUGGCCAUUAUUCUUCGAUUCUAAUUUGCUCUUUUGUCAGUCUGCAAUCUCUACAAUCUAGUUCUCGCGACAAAGACCUAAAAUUUGGGGCUUCUGUAUUGUCGUCUACUUUUAUAGUAUUUUCUCAGGUGUUGUUUUCCGCUGUUGCAAUCAAAGAGAAACUUCUUCAACAAUAUACUCCCUUCAAAGAAUACACCUUUUUUAACAGAAAUGAACUAAGCAGCAUGGCAAGGAGAAACCGUAUGACCCGCCAUUUUGUUGAUAUUCAUGGUUUAAGAGGUGGACCUGAGCCAAGUUUAAACAGAGAUAUACUUGGACCAGUUCCUGUUAAUCUUGUGGUGGCUCUGGAGGAAGAACUUGAAAUUCAACACAUAGAAAACCGGAGGAUUGCUGCUGAAAAUCAGCAUAUGCUUCAUGGAAUUGUGAAUCUUGAAAGAGAGGUUGUUUCCGCAAAAGGCGAAAUUCACAGAUUGGAUGAGCUAAUUGUAAAUCUUCGUGCUGACAACAAUGUGAAGUAUAGGGAUUUAAUUGAAAGGGAAUUAAAGCUGGAAGCUGAUCUACGCACUACAGAGCCUUUGAGGGAAGAAGUGCUUCAUUUUAGAGCUGAAACUCAGAAACUGAAUGUCGUGAAACAAGAUUUGACAGGUCAAAUUCAAGGUCUCGUUGAAAAAAUAGCUCGUUUACGUUCUGAGAAUGACCAAUUGUAUACUUUGAGAGCUCAUGUAGAUGCAGUUCGUGAGAAACUAGCUGAAGCCAGGAGAGAAUUGGAAUAUGAGAAAAAAGCAAAUCAGGAGCUCGUGGAGCAGAAGGGUGCUAUUGAGAAGAAUCUCAUAUCAAUGGCUCAUGAGAUUGAAGAGCUGCGAGCUGAGCGCAUGAGCAUGGAUAUGAGAGGGCAUGGACUUGGUGGAGGCAGUAGCUAUGCGAUGCCAAAUAUAAGGUAUCCAGGUGAGGGAGCUCCUGAUGAUAGGUACGGUGGAGCUUGGGGCCCUUACAGCAAGCAUCCCGGACAUUGACCUUCAAUUCCUUUAACUAGACUCUACAGCAGUUAUGCUUUACUGAAUUUGACACAAUUAUUCGGAAAGCUGGGAAAAAUUUGGGGAGGGGUGAGGAUGAAGGCAUCCAUUUGGUCAUUUGGAGAUCGGAUUUACCUUUGAUUCGUAUUUCUCCUAUUGCAUUCCAGAAUACAGGUAUAUUUUCCUUCCUGGUAUUAACUGCUUGAAUCUUGACUGCGUUUGAAGCUGUAAGGACGGAGUUUAUGUGGCGUAACUCACUUAAGCCGAUGUUUUGUACAUACUUUUGGCUUUUUACAAUUCAAUAAUUUUUCAACAAUUCAAUUUGUAGAUUUCCAAAAGUUUUUUCAAGUUCUAGGAAAGGGAAAAUAUAUAGCUAGGUAGCUUUAUUUCCGAAAGUGGAGCUAGUUCCGGCUGUGGUGGAUAAUAUGGUCUCGGGUCAGGUUUGGGUAAUGGCGAUCCGGGUCUGUUAGUUUUUGCUGGAUGUACAUACCAGCUACCAAGCCUCUUAAUGGGCCUUUUAAGAUGGUAAACUAUAGAUGAAAGCUAAAGAGUUCUUCGCUAGAACAUGUCUAAAUCCUUACUAGAAUGACUUUUAUAUACUGUUUACACCUAAACAUACAAAUGAGCUAGUUCUUUAAAAAUAAUCACUACAUUAUUUGAUUAUGAUAAAUAAUAGGAGUAUUAUAAUUUUGAACAUAUGUGUAGUUUUAAUAAAAUAAAUGUUAAUUAAAGUUAGGAAUUGAAUUCAUAUUUUUUUCACUGAUAUGAUAAUGAAAUGCUAUAAUGAGUUAUUUUUAAUAUACAAAUAUAUUAGUGCAUAAAAAUGCUCAAUAUUUUAGUACACAUAUAUGUAUUGGCGCGUUAACAAACUAUUUUAUAGAGAUUAAAGAUCUCGAAUAUUAGUUUGUAUUACCAUACAUCAAUUUCAAUGAUGUAUGAUUAUUAGACCUUAAACUUAAAAAAAAUACUUCUUUCAUUUCACUAAAGAUAUCUUUUUACUUUUUAUUCAAGGCACGUAUUAAUGCUUGAUAUCUCUUAUUAUACAUAAUGAAAUAUUAUAAAAAAUGAAUAUUAAUAAUCUUUGCAUUGAGAUGAAUCAAAUAAAAUCUCAUUUGACUAUGUUUUAAUUUAUAUAUUAAGAUAAAAUAUAAAUUAAGAAUAAUAAGUGAGUAGUGUUAAAAAAUAAAUAAAACAUUUUUAGUGGAAUGGAGGGAGUAUAAAAUAAUCUUAACAAUGAAGUACUUCUAUAUCCACUUAUUUUUGCAUUAUUUAGAUAAAAAAGCUUUCACAUCUAAUUUAAAAUGAAAUAAAAUAAAUGAACAAAUGUGUAUUACUAAAUAAAGGUAGUAUUUUACAUGAAAUUUCAUGUUCAGAUAACUUGUAGUGUAUUAAAAUAAUUUGCAAAUCGUUGGAAAACUUGGAAAAUGCAACACAUAUACUAUCAUAGUCAAGCGAACGAAGGUGGAAAGUGGAAACUGGUUGGCGUAGCUUUGAACUCCUUGGACUCCAAGAGGAAUGACCAAUUGACCAUUGGCUAGUGGCUGCUACUCCUACACUCCUAUAGGUUUUGGCUAUUCUUGUUUAUUCCCUUUAUCUUGUAUAAUUUGUCUUAUUUUUCUUUUUAUUUUUAGCUAUAAUCUACAUUUUUUUAUUAAUUCUGGUAUAUAUAUAUAUAUAUAUAUAUAUAUAUAUAUAUAUAUAUAUAUAUAUAUAUAUAUAUAUUUUCAUCCCAUCUAUACAUUUCUCUUAUAUUUCCUUAAAAUACAACUUUAUCCACUUUUUUUUUCCAUCAAUUCUCAAUCGGUCAUUUCAUUGAUGGGACAUAUUGAGUACAACCAAAUUCUUGUACGCUAUCUUUUUUUACUUGUCCCCCAAGUUUAAUUUGCCCUAUAAAUGGAAGCUCCCAUUUUCAAGAUUAGUCAUCUUAUUAUCUCUUUAUUGGGUUACUUCAUACUUCUACACUCAAGAAUUAAGAGUUUGGUUCUACUAGUGCAAAUUAAAAAUGGCAGCAGUUGGUCCUUCUAUUGCUGAAAUUUAUGUAUUGCGGAAGAUGGCAAAGCAGAAAAAGGAAGAGAUGAAGAAGAUAGAGAUUCACACUGACACUAGUGUCAAAAGUUGCACUAAAUCACAAUUUGGAUGCUUCUCUUGGAUUCAAAAGAAAAUACACCCUUCUUCUUUGCCUACUACUAAAACCUAGCUACUUCACUCCAUUCUAGAUUAUGUUCGGGUUUUGGGUCUGAUCAUCUUCAUGUCAAUGGUUUAAUUUUUAAUUUUGUUUACUUUUAUUCCUUGUUAUAUGAUUGUAAAAAUAGAUAUUUUUGUAUCGUUACAUAAAUAUAUCAAGUUUUAUCCGCUAUUCAAUGUCGAAUAUAUGAAUCUUAAUGUUUUUUAGAAUUGAAAGGAUUAUUAAUUAAUUUAUACAAUUAAUUUUUCUUCUAUUUAUUUGUUUAACUUUGUAAUCAUGUAAUUAUUAAUUUGUCCCACUUAAUUACUAUAAUUUUUUCUUGAUUGUCUUAGUGAUUUCGUUACAUUUUCACAUUUACUUUCCUAAAUCUCGUUCAUAAACUAAACGUUUAUCAUGUCUUUUAUUAUCUCUUUAAUAAUUAGCCAAAGUAAUACAAUUACUCCCUCCUAUUCAGCUUAUGUGUCCCAUUCACUCUUAUGGUCAAGUCACCUUAAUUGUCCCAUUUCUAUUUUUGGUAUGCAUUUUUAACGUUUAUGCCCUUAGUAGUUUUAUCCUAUUUUCAAUUAUACCCUCCAUUACCCAUACUAAUUUUUCUCCCUUUUAAUUAAUCAACAUAUCUAAAUCCUAAUUAACAUACCCACCCAUUUAAACACUCCCUCCUUAACCCUAAAACCCUACCCAUCCCCAUUCCCCUUGCCGUUUUCGUAUUGUACUUGUUUAAGAGCCCUAAUUCUGGGUUGAAGCUUCACCUUCUUCCUUAAGUUCUUUGGAGUUGUUCUCUGAUGACUCUAAUUCUGGGUUGAAGCUUCACCUUAUUCCUUAAUUUCUUUCGUGUUGUUCUCAUAGCAAACUCCAGUUCGCCUUUUAAAUCCCCCCUCAAGAACCCUAACUCGACAAUCAACUCACCCAUGAAAAACGCUAACUUGCGUACUUCUUUACUCUGAGAAUCCCCAAAUCCCCUUACAAAUCGCCUUCUAAGAUAGAGUUUAAGGGGUUCGAUGAUGGAAACCCUAGAUCUGGACUGAAAUCGUUUGAGGAAGAGUCUUUUAAUUACUAUGAUGACUCAACUUCUGUUGAGACUGAUCCUAAGUGGGGAAGAGUACUUGACUCUGAAGGUGAACCCAUUUACACACUUGAGCCUUAUAUGUAUCCUGAUCGUGAAUAUUCUUCCAUUGAUGCUGUUUUUUCGAAUACUGAUUGUGAAGAAAGAAGAUUGGCUUGAUAAGCUUGGUCCUUUCUCAAGUGAGUUUCUGUUCGUGUUGGUGCAUGUUGAUUUUGACUGAUGAUGAUUUUUAAUUUAAACGUUUUUGUAUGCAUUUCAUUGCUCUGUGAUCUGUAAGUGAGAGCAUUUUUUAGCCACCAUAAAAUCGAACAAACGGGGUUUGGAUUGUUUUCCAACGUUUUAAGCACAAAGAUGUUCGAUUUUCCACACAAUGAUAUAAAAAAAAAAAAAAGUUUACCUGAGAGUACUAAAACAACCAAUUUUUUCAUUAACGUAUAUUUGAAUACAAAUGUUUCAUUGAAAACAACAUAAAAUUUUUGUUGUUUGCAUCUGAAACAUCCUAUGUUAAAGAUCCCAAAAAUAUGUCCAAAGUCAAAAGGAAUUUGCAUUUGAAAUAUGUUGUUGUAUUGGUUAAGGUUGUGUUGGCUGCUGUUGUUGCUUUACUGUGUGUCCUAAAAAAUUUUGUUGGUUGUUGUUCUGUUGUUCAUAUGCUGAUUUCUGUUUCUCUUGCUGAAAUUCGUUGAAAUUGGUUGUUGUUGUUUUCUGAUAUGUUGCUGUUUUCUGAUAAUUCUACAUUCCAAUCCCCUUGAUCAAUACCCCCUGCAUAGCCAAUCGGUUCCACAGGCUGAUUCAUUUUAUCUGUACUUAGUUUUGUGAAUAAAUGUUGAAGUGAAUCAACAAUCAGAUGUUUUUCAAUACUUAGGUAAUCUGGUAAAGUCCUUUCCCUUGCUGCCUUUGUUUUGUUCAUGUGAGAAAUGUGAUAGUCAAAUCCCCUUGUCUUUUCAUGACCUCUAUCAUACAAGCUUGUAAAGUGAUGAAUACAAACCUUAAACAUUGUGGACUUAAAUUCUGAAAUGCAUUAUUCACAGCCCUAACUAGUUGUGUUACAUUGUAAGCAGCUUUUCGAUAUUGCAAAGCUUGAAUUGAUCUAAAAAAACCUAGAU
Messenger RNA from Amaranthus tricolor (Joseph's coat), 5411 nucleotides. RefSeq names its product protein FLX-like 3. The transcript is spliced from 5 exons. The record is from RefSeq and is a predicted model, not a curated record. NCBI's taxonomy places the organism in Eukaryota, Viridiplantae, Streptophyta, Magnoliopsida, Caryophyllales, Amaranthaceae. Bases 272 to 1060 code for a protein of 262 amino acids.